AUGGUGAGGCUGUACCCGACUUUUGUAUUUGCAAAAGGCGAUUGGCCUUGGUUGAAGAAGGUAGGUUUUUUGGUGCGGUCACAUCACCAAAGUAUCGCUGCCCCGCAAAGAUCAAAGGGUUUGUGUCAUUUAUGCCUAGCCGGUACGGCACAGUACGCUGACUGGAGCAACCCUGAUGGAUCUUGGAAGUGCGAUGACUCAUUAUUGCGGCCAACCCCACCAUGGAGUCGGGAGUCGCCCUUAACUACGAGAUUGUGCAAGUCUGAUGAUAUUUGUGGUAAGACUUGGCGGUAUCGCCCGGAUAUCUUUCACACCUUGCACAAAGGUGUGCUGGCAGAGCUUGCUGGCUCUGGCUUGGUGGUUCUCACAGACCUGAACCUGGACGGUUGCGGUGGAGACAUUCCUGUGCGUCUCCACCAGAUACAUGUACAGUUGAAAACGUGGUGCAGCCACAACAAGGUUCAGCUACAUGUCAACGACUUGACCAGAACCAUUUUGCAUUUCGAUGCCGACUCUGACUUUCCGACGGGGGGAUGGUUCAAAGGUGCGGACACGACAGCUGUUUGCAAGUAUUUAGAGCACAAGUUCCACCAAACCCUGGAGUCAGAGCACAGCGACUAUGUGGAGAGCAUUUACAUGGCUCUGUCCGCAGGCAACAACUUUUUGAGGUUGCUGUACAGUGCUGACCUGUUCAUGCCCCAGUCCCUGACACAACGUGUGGCAGCAUGUGGGCGGCAAUUGCUGUCACAGUAUUUAAGGGCCGCUAGCAUAGCGCACUCGCUUUCAAAGACCCGCUUUAAACUUAUACCAAAGUUUCACUUAUUUUGCCAUAUCGUCAUGAACCUGGAGGCCACUUCCGAUUCAAAGAAUCGAAGCUUUUGCAUCAACCCUCUGGCAUUUUCAUGCCAGCUAGAUGAAGAUCUGGUGGGGAGGGCUUCGGGCAUGUCUAGGACAUGUUCAAUUCGAAGGGUUCAUGAGCAAACGAUCAGGAAAUACCUGGUGGCAGUACGACUGAACCUCCCGAACCAUGGUCAGAAACGACCUCUGAGUUCUGAGCCAGCAGAGAGGCACGGUCCCAAACCGAAACGCCCGCGCUGA
Molecule: messenger RNA, 1098 nt
Organism: Durusdinium trenchii
Lineage: Eukaryota; Dinophyceae; Suessiales; Symbiodiniaceae
Source: the annotation of a GenBank genome assembly